Molecule: messenger RNA, 303 nt
Organism: Fonticula alba
Lineage: Eukaryota; Rotosphaerida; Fonticulaceae
Exons: 3
Coding region: 1-303 (100 amino acids)
Biological process (GO): endoplasmic reticulum to Golgi vesicle-mediated transport
Cellular component (GO): Golgi membrane; endoplasmic reticulum membrane; COPII-coated ER to Golgi transport vesicle
Source: RefSeq, a predicted model, not a curated record
AUGGGCUUCUCGUUGGGACACUUGUUCAAGGCGUGUCUGCUGUUUGUCAACGCAGUGGCCGUGCUAAAUGAGGAUCGCUUCCUUGCUCGCAUUGGGUGGGGCACACGGUCAGUUCAGGUUGGCGCCGGUCCGAAUCUCACCGCCGGGGACGAUGCCUUUGGCCUGAACAGUCAGGACACCAAGUCGCCGGGCCCACUGAAACUGCAGAUCAUCCGUUUGAUUGCCUCGGUGCAGACCCUGCUCAAGUUCCCUCUCAUCAUUCUGAAUGUUGUGUGGAUCGCUUUCGAGCUUGCCUUCGGAUGA